Molecule: messenger RNA, 444 nt
Organism: Vigna angularis (adzuki bean)
Lineage: Eukaryota; Viridiplantae; Streptophyta; Magnoliopsida; Fabales; Fabaceae
Product: ethylene-responsive transcription factor ERF098
Exons: 1
Coding region: 1-378 (125 amino acids)
Biological process (GO): regulation of DNA-templated transcription; ethylene-activated signaling pathway
Molecular function (GO): DNA binding; DNA-binding transcription factor activity
Source: RefSeq, a predicted model, not a curated record
AUGGAGAAAGAGAGAUCAAAAGAGGAAGAAGUGAAGUACCGUGGUGUGAGAAAGAGACCAUGGGGUAAGUUUGGAGCAGAGAUCAGAGAUCCGACAAAACCUACGGGAAGACAAUGGUUGGGAACGUUUGACACUGCAGAAGAAGCAGCAAGAGCUUAUGAUCGUGCAGCCAUUGGUUUGAGGGGUGCUCUUGCCAUCCUUAAUUUCCCCGAUGAGUAUUACUCUCAUCUUCCUUUUCUACUGUCGUCAAAUUCUUCUACUGUUGACAGUGGAAGUUCUUUUGCCCGAAAGGAAGUUAUUGAGUUCGAGUAUCUGGAUGACAAGGUCUUGGAGGAUCUUCUUGAGAUUGAAGAGAAGAGAAGGAAUAACAAAGAUUAAAAACUCAACUGCAUUUUUAUUCAUAUCUGAACUGAACCUGUGUUAUUGGGUUCAGCAUUGAUUCAA